AUGACAAGAACUAGGAACAAGAGCCAGGAAAAGCAGUUAAACAUCUUCGUGGACCAUCUGGAUCGUGAAAGACUGAUCAUGCUUGAUCAUCAGUUUGAAGGAUUGCAACUAACGCCAUCUGAGAGCUCACACUUGAUGGAUCUGUUCAACCAAGUGCCGCAGCCUGGCCAUGGCGUUCCAAGAGGUGAUCCACCUAUGGAUCCAAAGCUCUUUGAGUCUACUUCUCAGAACACUCAAGAUCAUGUCAAGCAGACUUACCGAUCGACCAGAAAGGGUCCCGCAGUGAAGGCAUGUCCAGUGGACCCAAAACACUGA
Messenger RNA from Arabis nemorensis, 315 nucleotides. The record is from the annotation of a GenBank genome assembly. NCBI's taxonomy places the organism in Eukaryota, Viridiplantae, Streptophyta, Magnoliopsida, Brassicales, Brassicaceae.